AUGCCCUCGUUCAACAGGAAGCGGGAGUGGGAGGGCGAACGAGAUGGUGCCAGACCGAACAAGAAAAGCACUGCCUCUGCCUCGACUGCUAAACCCGCUUCCGCCUCCAACAACCCCGGCCCUCCAGUGUUGAUCGGCCCCUAUGAUGGUCAUAGGAGGUACGACGAAUGGAAGGGACAGAUGUACGGCUUCCCGAGGGUUAUACCGGGUAGUGGUGCAAUGUUUCCGACCAACUACCAAAUCAACUUCAACAAUUCACAUCCAUGGGAGUGCCCCCUCAGGGCGCAUCGCAAAUUGCUUUUAUACGACGAAGUUUACCGCGGUUUCUUCUGGGCCAUCGGAGAGCGAAAGACUCCAGAUAAAGACGGCAAGUUUCGCUCUAUUGUGGUCAAGAGGGGCUACUUCGAGCCGGACAGCGAGCGCACACGUGAUGAUGUUCGACAGCCACCGGAGAACUGGGAAUCCAAGGUCAACCCGAUGGCUGUCAAGGAUGUCAAGCUGCCCAACAUGUCGCAGCCUGCAGUAGCUCCUGCCGCCCCUUCUACCGCCCCUUCCACUGCCGCUCCAUCUCCUGUCACCUCUUUCCAGACAACACCCACUACAGCAUCUAUGUCUAGACCUUCGGCUGUCACGGCGCCUGCUACACCCCGCUCUAGUGCUGCCAACCCGAUAGCAGUUCGCCCUCUUUCGGCGCCCGGCGCUUCCUCUGCUGCACUGCUGGCCAUUCGUCGUACAGCUCCCGGUGCCGCACUUGUUGGCCGUCCCACCGGCAACUCCGUCCAUGAGGUUGUCGAUAUUAGUAGCGACGAAGAGGACGUGAAGCCCAUUCUGCCGGGCACUCCAGUCAAGAACAAAACCUUCAAUGAUGCGAUGUCUCAAAGGGGAAAAGCAAGGACUGAGAUUGAGGGCGCAAGAUCUACUACCAGGGGGCAAGACAGUAGGAAUGAUCUUAUGGAUGACGACGAUUUCAACCCCUUUGACGUUGAUCCCCUCGAAUUUUUACCCCGCAAAAUGCCUGGUCUCAAUGGAGGCAUUACCCAGCAGCACUCUGGUAGUACACAACAACCCAUCUCAGAUCAGCCCAGCGCACAGCCCACCAAUAACAUUCCUGAUAUGUCAAUUCGCGGAGCCAACUCAGACUGCCCAGAGAUCUGGAAGUAUAUGCUGGAGUUCCUUCAGCCUGGCACACAAAUUCCAGAUGAUGCUGCAAUUACCGAGCUGCUGACUCUUCAGAAACGCCGAGACCUUCCAGAAGCAUGGAAGUUCAGGCUCGCAGCCUUCACGAAGCACGAUCUGAAGACAUACACGUCGGUAAUCCUGUAUCUUGGAGGAACUGAGGCUGUCACAAGCCCAUGUAGCGUGAUGGGGUGUGCCCAUAGCGAACAAGCAGCUGAGUACGCCGCGUCAUUGCAGCGAGAUGGUUCUGGAUUUCAGGAUCGCGUGUUCGUCAAGUAUGCAUUUCCAAAAUGCGUUUUCUUGCCGCGACACCUUCUCGACUCCGUGCCUCUUGCCAAGAGACUGAAGCACAGAAUUUGCGCCAACAGCUAUUAUCGCAAGCAAUCACCGAAUGACGAAAUUCAGAACACCAAAGAACAAGCGUUAGAAGCACUGGUGAGGGUUGGUAGGACGACACCAAGAUCCCACAUGGCUCAGUCCUCGUCAGCAAAUGUUCUUCAGAUUAUUACUCCGGUGGCUUUUUCGACGACGAAGUCAGACCCCCAUAAUGUCGAGGCACAGAAGGAAACGCAAAGCUCGGGUGGCAACGAGGCAGACACUCAAGAGGACUCCUUCCAAGACAACCCCGUUCUUUCCAAGGACCCCGCCAGGCCGGUACAUGAUCACAAUGGGAGCACACGGCAGACGAUGAACCGCCAGUUCCCUGAAAUCAGACCUAGCAUGUCGGAGCAGUCUCAGCGAUCUGUGAGCUCGGAUAUCUGGGCCUACAUCACCCAAUUUGCCAGGACCCCUACGCCCCGUCCUGAUGAUGAAGCAAUCACCGAGCUACUCAAACUGCCUAGGCGCCGAGAUAUUCCUGGUUACUGGCGGCGCCAACUCAGUGUCUUCAAUACCCUCAGUCUUCAUCAACUCACAGCAGUUAUCUGGUACCUUGGUGGAGACGCCUCGCUGCCGAAAGGGGCAGUGCGACCUACUUACAUUGACGAAAUCACCGCUACCAACUCAUAUGCAAUUGGGAACACCAUGCGGGAGAGUACCACUCUGGCAAUCUUAUUUUCGAAUCUUGCCAUCCACGACAAGCCCAGAGCAACCCAUCAACAACAACAACAACCCAAGCAAGCCUCUACAACAUCACAGAGGCCAUCAGGAAUAUUUAGCAUCCCUGAGAACACCCCGGGCCAAAUGUUCUCUCUUAAGGGCACGGACACGAGAAUCAUCCAGUCGUCCAGAAACCAAAUUCUGAAGUGCAAGGUACUAGCAGGCGAUGGCAUCAAGUGGCAGAUCGUUGGAGGCAAAGAGUUCAAGGCAUACAAGAGCUGGAUCGAUGAGUGGGAAAUCCCUCCUGACUCUCAGUGUCUCGUCAAGAACAUCCACCCCAAGAGGUCGUUUGGGGAGGAUCAGACGUGCAUUGAUGUCAAUCCCAAGAAAGGGGUGGUGAAAGCGGCUCAAAAUUAG
Molecule: messenger RNA, 2631 nt
Organism: Neurospora crassa OR74A
Lineage: Eukaryota; Fungi; Ascomycota; Sordariomycetes; Sordariales; Sordariaceae
Exons: 4
Coding region: 1-2631 (876 amino acids)
Source: RefSeq, a predicted model, not a curated record